Messenger RNA from Salvia hispanica, 1006 nucleotides. The record is from RefSeq and is a predicted model, not a curated record. NCBI's taxonomy places the organism in Eukaryota, Viridiplantae, Streptophyta, Magnoliopsida, Lamiales, Lamiaceae.
UAUGGGUCAUAUUUUUUGUUAACACUGAGGUUAAUAAUAUCUUUUCAAAUUGUUCUUCUACUUGGAUCGAAGGCGGCGACGUAUUCUGAGACGAUCCCUCGAAAACAAUUGAUAUUGGGAUUUCUCUGAAUUAGAAGUAUUGUUUGGGAAUUUUUGAGAGACAAGUAAGGUAAAGGAUAUGGUAUGGAAGAGCAGUUUAUACUGCGAGUGCCACCAGCUGUAGCUGAAAGAAUUGAGCGGCUCUUAAAUGAUUCAUCUGCUUCUUCUGAGGACAAGAAUUUGGAUAUGCUGUUUUCUGAGGAUGGAAGGACCGGUACGUUUGUUAUAGGAAAUGACCGCUUCUCUUCAUCCCUCUUGGAUCUUCCCUCUGUUGUAGAGUCUUACAAAACUUACGAUGACAACGUCUUGAUUAAAACUGCAGACAUUGGUCAAAUAAUAAUGGUGAGAGAGGAGAGUGAUGGUGUCCCAGAGGCAGUUGAGUAUAGACAUGGACUCACUCCACCCAUGAGGGAUGCUCGAAGACGGAGAUUUCGUCGCGAGCCAGAUUUAAAUCCCGAGGUUGUCCGUCGUGUAGAGAGAGAUUUGCAGAACAUCAUGGCUGGUGGAACAGCUGAGAAUAUUGGUGUUGAAAUGGUUGAGCCCGGGGAAUAUGGCGAUGAAGCUGCUCGCAAUGCGAGUAAGAAAGUGGCAUCUGCACCUUUAGCAAAGCCUGAUGUGCCUGAAGCAGGAACGGCUGGUGGGGAGCCUGAUGGGAGUGAUACUGAUGAGACCGAUGAUUCUAUGUGAACCAAACAUGAAUGGAGAAUAUGCCAUUGGCCUAUAUUGAAUUGGUGAAGGGAUAAAACUGUGUCAGCUAUGUCUCCUAUGCAGAAUCUGGUCUCCAACUUCUGUGCCAGACUCCUCCAACACAAGGUUCUAAUCAGUGCUUCAUUUUGUUGUGUGCCCUGUUAUUUUCUAUUCAUGUGUACGGAGCAUCUUAUUGUGUAUGUCUAAGUUACUUUGUGGA